UGGUAUCUAAUUCAAUACCAUUCUCUUUGCCUUCCCCAUUAACAAAUUCAAGAGAAUGACCAAAUAAAAAACAUAGUUCCUUUCUAAAUAACAAAAUUUGAAGAACAUGAACACGAACAUGAACAUAAGCUCCAUCAAAACUGCCUCCAAUGGCAUAUGGCAAGGUGACAAUCCCCUCCAUUUCGCCUUCCCUCUCUUAAUCCUUCAAUCCGUUCUCAUCCUCGUUCUCACUCGCUUCCUCGCCCUCCUCCUCAAACCCCUCCGUCAACCCAAAGUCAUCGCCGAAAUCGUCGGUGGGAUUCUACUGGGUCCAUCCGCUUUCGGACGUAACAAAACUUAUUUAAACCACAUUUUCCCCUCAUGGAGUACUCCCAUUCUCGAAUCAGUCGCCAGUAUUGGUCUGUUGUUCUUCCUCUUCCUCGUUGGACUCGAACUCGAUUUGUCCUCCAUUCGUCGUAGCGGUAAACGAGCAUUUGGAAUUGCUCUAGCGGGAAUCUCCGUCCCAUUCUUUUCUGGCAUAGGUGUCGCCUUCGUCCUGCGUAAAACCGUCGAUGGCGCUGACAAAGUUGGUUACGGUCAGUUCAUUGUAUUCAUGGGUGUCGCUCUAUCCAUCACUGCUUUUCCUGUUUUAGCUCGCAUUUUAGCAGAGCUAAAGCUCCUCACCACCCAAGUUGGGGAAACAGCUAUGGCCGCCGCCGCAUUCAACGACGUAGCCGCUUGGAUCCUCCUGGCACUCGCCGUUGCCUUAGCCGGCAACGGCGGCGAAGGCGGAUCCGAGAAGAGUCCAUUGGUUUCUGUGUGGGUGUUACUUUCAGGAGCCGGGUUUGUGGUUUUCAUGAUGGUGGUCACUCGUCCCGGAAUGAAAUGGGUGGCGCGUCGAUGCACGUACGAGCACGAUGCCGUAGACGAGGCGUAUAUCUGUUUGACAUUGGUGGGGGUUUUGGUUUCGGGGUUUGUGACGGAUUUGAUCGGAAUUCAUUCCAUUUUUGGGGGAUUUAUAUUUGGAUUGACGAUUCCAAAAGGGGGAAGAUUUGCAGAGAGAUUGAUUGAGAGAAUUGAAGAUUUCGUUUCGGGUCUUCUUCUUCCUCUGUAUUUUGCUUCAAGUGGAUUAAAGACGGAUGUGGCCAAAAUUAAAGGGGGGAAAGCUUGGGGGUUGUUGGCGCUGGUUAUAUCGACGGCGUGCGCCGGUAAGAUUCUGGCGACGUUUGUGGCGGCGAUGGUGUUUUUGAUUCCGACGAGGGAGGCGCUGGCGUUGGGUGUGCUUAUGAAUACCAAGGGCUUGGUUGAACUCAUUGUCCUCAAUAUUGGGAAGGAGAAAAAGGUUUUAAACGACGAAGUGUUCGCCAUAUUAGUGUUAAUGGCACUAUUCACAACAUUCAUCACCACCCCCACCGUGAUGGCAGUUUACAAGCCAGCCCGAGGUGGCUCCACCCCACCUACCCACCGUAAACUUCGAGACCUCUCCGCCAAUGACUCCCCCGUCGAGGACGAGCUCCGGAUCCUCGCUUGUGUCCACAGCUCCGGCAACGUGCCGUCCCUCAUCACACUGACCGAGUCAACUCGCAGCACCAAAAAUUCCUCCCUCAAACUCUUCGUAAUGCACUUGGUCGAACUCACCGAGCGAUCCUCUUCCAUCAUGAUGGUCCAACGCGCCCGCAAAAACGGCUUCCCUUUCUUCGCCCGGUUCCGCAAGGCCAGCGAGUGGCGAGACCAAAUGGCUGCGGCCUUUCAGGCCUAUAGCCAAUUGGGCCGAGUCAAGGUUCGGCCCACUACGGCCGUCUCUUCCUUAGCUACCAUGCAUGAGGAUAUCUGCCACGUCGCGGAUGACAAGAGGGUUACGAUGAUUAUCUUGCCGUUUCAUCGGAAUUGGAGGGCAUUUGGCGGCGGCGAUGGGGCGGAGGAGGAGGUGGAGGAGAAUGUGGGCCAUGGUUGGAGAGUUGUGAACCAACGGGUUUUGAAGAAUGCGCCUUGCUCUGUGGCGGUUCUUGUGGACCGGGGAUUUGGGGCCGGUGUGGCCCAGACGCCUGGGCCUGGGCCUAUGAUUUGUGUGGGUCAAAGGAUUUGUGUUUUGUUUUUUGGUGGGCCAGAUGAUCGGGAGGCGCUGGAGUUGGGUGGCCGGAUGGCGGAGCAUCCGGCGGUGAAGGUGACGGUGGUUAGGUUUCGGCCGUCGUCGGCGGAUGGUAUGGAGGGUAGUAAUGUCAUUUUGCGUCCGACGCACUCGAAAUCAAGCGAUAACCAUUAUAGCUUCAUCACCACUCCGAUCAACCGGGAAAAAGAAAAGGAACAAGAUGAAACAGCAUUGGCAGAAUUCAAAAGCAAAUGGGAAGCAACAGUUGAGUACAAAGAGAAGGAGGUCAGCAGCACAAACAUGAUAGUUGAAGGGGUGGUAGCCCUUGGGAAGGAAAUGAGUUACGACCUAAUAGUGGUCGGGAAAGGUCGGGUUCCCUCGAGCUUGGUGAUGAAACUAGCGGACCGACCAGCGGAGCACGCAGAGUUGGGGCCAGUGGGAGACAUAUUGGCCAGCUCUGGCAAGGGAAUAGUAUCUUCAAUAUUAAUAAUUCAACAACAUGGAGGAGGUGGCCACGUAGAAGAAACUCCAGUUUUGAAGAUAGCACAAUCCAAUAAGAAUGAGAAUGAGUUGCCUAUGUCAAAUGAUGGAACCUCAAUUGAUCAUGUAUAAAUAAAAUUAUAGGUGUUUUCAACGUUGGUAUAUAGUUAAAAUGGUGCAUCAUAGUUAGUAGUUUAUUGUAUCAAUUCACAGAAAAAUAUAGCAUAAGCAUAUUGUUAUUCCAAUUACAGUUCAAUAUAAAAUCGUCAAGUUCCAUUACAUGGUUUUAGAUUGUGUUUAUCUUCUUGAAAAUGUAACAAGCAAAGUAAAUUAGGCCAUUCUUAGUUUUUGGUCCUUUGCAAGGGUGCUUUUUUACGAACCAAAUUAAAGAUAAUCAUAAACUCAGAAAGCAGAUUCUUUAGAAUUGUUGGAUUUGUUCUUGGAUUUGUUCACAAAAUCAAAUCGCUUUAAGGUCAUCAAUUAAGAAUCAAAAGUAUAAUAGAAAUUAAACUAGACCUAACUAUGAAAAUAUCAUCAUAAAAAGGAAAUGGUCAAUAUUUGCAAGGUGUGAAAGAAAUGCUCAAAGUAGGCCCAAAAGAGGCACAUUAAAGGGCAUCAUCAUUGUCGUCGGCCCAUAGGCCCAAAGCCCUAACAAAGCAAGCGGAACCAGCCACUACAACCGCGGCAAAAAUAGGAGGAACGAUCAAAUCAAUCCCCGAUUUUCUAAACAAACGAUCCGGAACGCAAAGAACAUCUCCCGGAAUAUCCAUCGGAACCCUAACCAAACCAUCGGACUUGCACUCGGCAGCAAAAGACGAGGACGGAGAAAUAGCCGAAGCGAAGGCGAGUUCGGGCGCGAAGGAGGCAGCGGCGACGGUGAGCGUCAAAAGAAGGGUCCAGGAGGCGGAGAAGACGAGGAGCGGCCACCGAGAUCGGAGACGGCGGUAGAGAAAGCGGAGCAUGUUUUUCAUUGGAUUUUUGAGGAGGGAGUAUGGGAAAAGAAAUAGGAGAAGAGGAAAGGGAUUGGGGAGUGGGUGUGAGUGAGGAUUAGGGUUUGGUUUAAUGGAUGAGCUAAUUAUUUUAGAAGGAAGAAGAUGGAUGGAUUAGGUUUUGACUGAUGAUGAGGUAUUGGUGGUUGAAAUGGAGAAGAUUUGUGCGCUUCCCAUUCCUUCUUCAAUCUUACUUUUCCCCAUUCAUUUUAUUUUAUUUUAAGUUUUGACCUUUCAACUUUUUGAUUUAGUAGAAUUACCAAAUUUGUGAAAAUAUUUAUAAAAUGUAAUACCAAACUUCAUAUUCUAUUACGAAGGAAUUCACGAAGUACAUAGGUGAUGAAUAGCUAAUUCCACAAAAAUAAAAACUUCCCUGAUUUGUGUCCA
Molecule: messenger RNA, 3924 nt
Organism: Cucumis melo (muskmelon)
Lineage: Eukaryota; Viridiplantae; Streptophyta; Magnoliopsida; Cucurbitales; Cucurbitaceae
Product: cation/H(+) antiporter 20
Exons: 4
Coding region: 107-2680 (857 amino acids)
Biological process (GO): regulation of pH; proton transmembrane transport
Cellular component (GO): membrane; endomembrane system
Molecular function (GO): antiporter activity
Source: RefSeq, a predicted model, not a curated record